Molecule: messenger RNA, 9502 nt
Organism: Bemisia tabaci
Lineage: Eukaryota; Metazoa; Arthropoda; Insecta; Hemiptera; Aleyrodidae
Gene: egl
Product: Egl_like_exo domain-containing protein
Biological process (GO): nucleobase-containing compound metabolic process
Molecular function (GO): nucleic acid binding; 3'-5' exonuclease activity
Source: RefSeq, a predicted model, not a curated record
CAACAAAUGUCGACCGAUGAUUGUGAUACACCUGCGCGAUGUAACACCUUCAGUGAUAUGGUGUUUUUUAUUUAAUUUUAUUUAUUUUUAUUUAUUCUCUUAGGCAGUAUCAAGUGUAUUAAUCAUCAUCUUUAUUUCACCGUUCAAUUUCUUAUCUAAUGUUCUCUGUUUAUGUUUGAAUUCUGUGAUUAUAUACCUAUUAGUCCUCACUCCAUAGUGCCUCUGCAUAAUAAGAUUUUUUCAAUCAACCCAUGUUAGUUCAUUCUAUUUCUCCGACUUACUAGCGGCCUCUUUCUUUGUGAUGGAUAGUUCGGAGUAUGAAAUGGUGAGGAACAUGACGCUGCUAUUCUUUUUUGAAAGACUGCUGGAUAAAGGUGGCCCCAGGACUCUCCACGAUCUCAGCUGCCAAUUCGGAGCCAAAGGGUUCACCAAAGAAAUGCGGCAAAUUGCUGGCGGCUCUCAGUCUGGACUGAAAAAAUUCUUGUCUCAGUAUCCUUCUCUUUUCAAGGUUGACGGUGAGUUUGUGUAUGAUUCACUGGCAGUAUCUGCAGCCAAUGAUGCUGAAGAGCAAGCGCCCACAUAUGUCAAAUAUUCUCCGAGAGAUUACGCCCAGGAGGCUGUGGAAUAUUUCAGGAACAAACUCCUGCAAUAUGGAGUUGGUACAGAGGUGCCAAUCAUAAGUUUAUAUGGUCAUAGAUCGCAAGCAUCGCCUGAGGUCAGACACAUCUCAGGGACUAGGGAUAAGGAAUUCAUUGAAUUUUUAGCCCGCUAUCCUGAGACCUUUGUCAUUAACGACGGGACUGUUACAUUAACUGAACACAUUGGCAAAGAGAAGCAAGUUUUUCAUGAAAUUGAAGAAGUUCAUAUAGAUCCUAGAAUCACUUUCAAAUUGAUUCAGUUUUUCAAACAGUGUAUCGAAUCGAAAGGACCAUCGCUCAUUGACACUCUCUUCCAUAGUGUUACAUUGCAGUACUCCCCAGAGGUAUGGUCAUGCGUGUUUCAGACACCACAAGACUUAAUGACAUUCUUCAGAAUUCACUCAAAUAUAUUUAGCGUCCAAUCAAACCUGAUAACUUUAGUGAAUCCACUAAAAAAUGAGAAGAAUGACUCUACCGCCAGAAAUCAAAAUCACUCACCACUUCCGAAGAAAGAAACAGUCAUCAAUAAUGUCAACAGUCCUGGAAACUUCAUUCCCUUAGUGCCUCCGGAAACUGCCGAGCAAACUCCACCCAUAGUUCCAAAACAAAACCAAACACUGAAGCAAAGAAUCAACUCACUGGUUCUGAAAACGCUCGCAGAUAACACUGUCAAAGAUCGAAACUUCAUCAAUGCAUCUGCAAACAACAACUCCUCAAAUCAUAGUACGGAAGAGAAAAAAUUCAAGAUAUUGCAGUCAACCAAAGUUAUUGCAAAUCAUAAAGAGUGUGCUCAAAUUCUAAGUGACAUAACUGCAUCCUCGAACCCUGUUGUUGCAUUUGAUUGUGAGGGAGUCAAUCUUGGAGUCAAAGGGACUCUGUCACUUCUCCAGGUUUCCCUCAGUAAUGGGCAGGCCUAUAUUUUUGAUUUGAUCACAUGCCCUCAAAUCAUCACGCAAGGAGGUUUUCAGGCAUUUCUUGAAUCGGAGUCUGUCGUCAAAGUCAUGCAUGACUGCAGAAAUGAUAGUGCUAAUCUUCACUAUCAGUUCGGAAUCACUCUGAGGAAUGUUUUUGACACUCAAGCGGCUCAUGCAGUUCUUCAGCUUCAACAUACUGGUAAACCAGUCUACAAAGUGAAGAAUGUGAGCUUGAAUAAACUUUGCGAACUGUACCAGGUGCCGCAGAAUUUCCUGAAAGAGCAACUCAAAGCUGUGUACCGAAGAGAUCAGCGUUAUUGGGCUCGACGACCUCUUUCACGAGACAUGAUCCUCUAUGCUGCAACAGAUGUUCUAGUUUUAGUACCUCAACUUUAUGAUAUUUUGCUCAAACAAAUCACUCCAGAUAUGGUGCCAUUAUUGAAAGAAUUGUGUGAUGAACAAGUGUUUAUGAAUAUUCAACCAAAUGAUGUGAAGCUGCGUAAACGUCAACGGAAAGUUGAAAGUGAAGUCUCGGAUCUGCGUUCAAAACUGGCGCAAUCAGCUCAAACAGGUCGCAAUAUUGUUUUGAGCAACAGAGAAAUUAGGCUUCUAAGGUACUUAGAACUUACUGAUGAAGAAAAAGAAAAGCUUAAAGGGUCAUACAAAGUUGCUCGGAAGCUAGAAAAGCUGCAAGGAAAAGGAAAGGAUGGUGAAGAAGGGGAAUCAGGAGAAUUCCAAAGUUUAGAUAGUUAUAAUAGUGAGAAAUCCUCUCCCUCAGACUCUUCCCUUAAUGAAGCCUUGUCUCCAAACUCAGAGCCUCUGAGUUUGACAGAAUCCAUGCAGCUGAUGGAUAAUAUACUAUCAGACAAGGAAAUGGACCGUUUGGACAAGAUGGAACGUUUGGAGGAGCUCCUGACAGCAGCAACUAUGAGCGCUAGUGCACCAGUGUCAAAUAGUUCAAAAAGCAAGCUUAUAGAAACAGGAUCCCAAACUUUAUCGACAGGCGACAUUGUUAUCACAAAAGUUUACUGUGAUGACGACACCUCGCAAUUGACACUAACGAAGAAAUAAGCUAUUCCGAUUUACCCCUCCACAAAUAAUUUUUCAGAAUGAGCAGUUUUAUUCAGUAAUCAUUUUUACCCACAGCAAAUUUUCACAAAAUUAUCUUUAUUCCUACAGUCUGUAGGAAAAGGGACCUUCCGGCUAAGAACUCGAAAAUACAUUUUUGGUACCCCCUUUUGGAAGAGAUUUCUAAAAAUAAGUUUGUGUGAUGAACACUGAAAAAUGUCAAAUCAAACCCAAGUUUUGAUGGAUUAAGUUUGCAAGUCAAAAAAUGUAUUGUUGAGAAGAUUGCAACUAAACUUUUAUCGUGCCAUUUUUGCAAAAAUCGUUGGAUUAAAUUGGAACUCAUGCCCUCUAUUGACAUCAAUACAAACUGCACCUUGAGCAAACUUUUUGUCAAUAUACAAGGCCGCCUUUCUGUAGAAAAAUUAAAUACCCUCUAGUAAUUAAUUAGAUUUGACACAAAUCUUCAUUGUGAAAAAUUCACCACCAGGAACCGUCCCUUUUUCACUUGUUGGUCACAUUUACAAGUCUCUUUCUCUUUCUUACUUUUUUUCUUCAAAACUUCUUCCACAGCUUUUGAUGCUGAAAAGUUCUCGCAUAAGUUUCUUUUAACUUUUUAAAGUAAAUUUUUAUUAACAAGCUCUGAUUUAUGUUGCAUGUAAUCCAAAUGUAAUUGAUAUCGACUCUCAGAGCUCCAACUCAGAUGGCAAUGGGAGUGGUAUCUAAGAUAAUCAGAAGUUAUCAACGUACUGACUGCGAUAUUAAUUUAAUUUUUUUUAUAUUUUUUAGCGGCUUUUUUUAUUCAAAUAAUCUAUUGAAAUUAGAUAGUGUUUGAAAAAGUUUAUCUCUCUGUCUUGUAUUGGUUUGUGAAGAAACCGACCACUUAGCCUGGGGUAUUUUCGUUUGUUCUGCUACUCAGUCUGAUAGUCACAAUCUGCUCUAAAAAAAUUGAAUGUAUCAUAGGACUGCAUCUAUAUCUUGUGAGCAUACGAUACAUAUUUGAUUCUUGGAAGUUUCCAUGACCGAACAGUGGCCUAUAUCACCGUUAAUCAUUCAAACUCAUUCUUUUAUUUGUCUUUAGAAAUUUCCUGUUCCACUGCCGUAAAAUUAUGGUAGUUUUUGUGCCACCAUUUUGCGCAAAUGCUAUUUGUAGGAAUGUUUUAAACCAUGAUCUGCAUGUUUGAUAUUUGUAAUGAUUGCUCAGAAAAGUUUUAUGUAGAAAUGUUUACGGACAGCUUGUAGCAUGACUCAACAGUGCUGUUGAUGAUAUCAAGGAAAUGCCCCAGGCACGAGACUAUGGCUUCAAGAUAGCCUGGACCAUAAGUUUUUUGUGAUAUCAACACAAUAAAGCUUGAUCCGUGUAAAAUAAAAGGCUCAAAGCUGGUCAAGUGAGAACUUACAGCUGAUUCAUGUUACCAGGCGUUAGCUUUCGUAAGUUUUCCCAGACCAAAAGAUGAAAUUCAGGUUGUUUAUCUGUGAAUAUCCCUGUAUUUUAUGGCUGAUAUUUCAUGCGGUUUUUAAACUUGAUGUUAGAACUCUCAGUAGCAGUGUCUGUGAUUCGGCUUUAGUAAUGUGUGAUAUGUUAAGAGCUGAUACUUAUUGUUAGCUGAAGUUUUGCAAAUAAAUAAUUUACAUUUUAUUAUUUUCGGCCAUGUAAGUUUAAGAUCUCCGAUGGAGCUCCUAAGUGACACAAUAUCUUUAUAGAGGGACCACCAAUCACCAUACCCAACGAGAACGCCAAAAGUCAAAAUGGCAGGAACGGAAGUUCUGGUCAAAGACCCAGAGAAAAAUCUAAAGUUCUGGGAAUAUUGGGUAAAAUGCCUAAAUUCUAGGGGGUAACCCCAAAAAAGCACAGAUUUUGAAAUGCGCUGAAAAUUCAAAAAAUCCAGACUUGAAAAGACAAACCAAUCAGAGCUGCUUGCAUCUUGUCAACAACAACAACAAUGACAAAAAUAAUUGCAUCCUAGUUCUCCAUUUUAUUCUCACCCAUAUUCCUGAACUUGAUCCUUGUCCCUGCAUCGGGUCACUUAAGAGCUUCAAAAUAUUUAAGCUUUUUUGUACUUAAUUUUUAAUUUAGGGAAAAAGUGCUAAAAAAUAUCGCCCGUUUUAAUGCUUCAUGUCUGAUUACGCUUUUAAAAACUCUAACUUUGUGCUAUGGGCAGAAUAAGAAGGAAAUGGAAUUUCUGCUAGGUACUUCAUUCCUUCUUCUGGUUUUGAAUUGCUCCUAAAAUUGACAAGAGAUGGAUGUUUUGUCAUCAUAUAAUUUACUUCAGUAAUCAGCCUUUAACAUGCUCAAUUUUAAGGGAAGACUCUUUUCAUGAGUCAUUCUUUUUUUAAAACUUAUCGUUCAACGAGAGGAGCAGCACUCAAAGCAAACUGUAUCAACUGCAAUAGUCGGACGUUUAUCUGAAGAAAGACACGAGUGCUAUUUGAUUCACCUGGUGUCAACGUUUUUCUUCAAUUGAGUCGUUCAGUAGGCACAACCCUAAAAUUAAAGCUAAAGCUACCAAUCAAUCAACUCGGCGCCUUCCGGACGGAAGAACGAAACUCCAUUCCGAGGUUGCAAAAUUCACUCAAACGAUUUAAUUUUUUACAAGAAUGUACCGGGGCAAUUUUAUCACAAAAUUUUCGUGAUAUUUACAUGAUAUGAAAAGAAAAAUAAGUGAGAUUUCCAGCUAGAAAAGCCCAAGAUUCCUCUGAUUAAAAUAGAAUUUAAGAAGGAAAAUGUAGCAUUACUCAAAUAUAAUUACGUUUUUCAUGAAGAGAACGACCAACUGUUCAGCAGUUGCUCAAAGUUGCCAAAAAACAACACAAGUGAUAACACUAAGUUCAUCAUUUCCACCCAUCAGUUUCAUGUUUGAAUAAUCAGUUUGUUUUGUGCUACUCACCGACAAAAUCACCUUCAUCACCUAGUUAUCAGACCAAACGAGGCCUAAAAAUCCUUAAAACUAGAAUUGGUAUGAGCUGUAAGUCGCAACGUACGGAAUUUUCCCCGUUUAAACUGCUGCCCUGGCUGCAAUGUUGCAAUUCCUCUCCUGACAGAAAUAUUAUGGUGCCUACCCUGGGAGUUCUUUACCAUCGGAAGUUUCAGUAUUACUGAUUAAGUUGUGUCUCUUUAGGAAUGAAUAUCAGCUGUAAUUGUUUUUCAACCUGUAAAUUUAGUAUAAAGAGUACUAGUCGUAUUGUUUUAAGGAUUGUCGUGAAAUUCUGCAUUUUUAUAAGACAGUUUUUUCGUAGCUGUUUUCUCAUUUGUAGCAUGAUAUUCAGCUCUAUCCAAAAAAAAAAAAAAAUUAGUUUUGAUGAGAGAGAAUGGAUCAGCAGAAGGAGAAGUCUGUGUCAGUUUCUAUCUUUUUUUUUUUUUUUGCUCCUUAGCUCUCAAAAUGUAAUUCUCGGUUAUCACAAACCAGAAUAAAGUAUUUCUUCAGAUCUAUUUUCUUAAAUGUAAAGUAGAACAAUUUGUUUAUUGAUUGUUGAAUUUACAAACCACAGGAAAAAACCCACUUUUUUGGAAGUGCAAAAAAACUGUGUCCCUUAUCUUAAAUGAUAGGGAGGUAAUAAUUCGUAGAGAUUGCUAUGUAAUAAUUAAAGUAACAUCAAAUAUUUGUUCCCAUAGAGAGUGAUAGAAAGUAUCUCUAAAAAAAAAAUACCGUCUAAUUAUCGAGGUUUUUAUCAGCCCAUCACAUAGAGCUUAUUAUGCCCUGACACAUGACUUAAAUCUGUGAUCAUUCUUAUUCUCUCGUACUUUUAUAAUUUUAGUAUUUCCUUGUACUGAAAUUAUUUUUCAGGGAGUCUGAUUGCAAUAUAUUUUUAAGACAAUAAUAAUAAUUAUAUAUUAAAAAUUAAAGAUAAAAACUUAUUUUUAAGGACUAUGUGUCAUAAAAGUUUUAUUUAUUGUUAAAACUACCUAUUACUAACAGGAAUUAUCAUUGUGGGAUAUAGUUUGAGCUAUUAUUAUCUAUUCAAAUUAAAUGGAAUCGACUGAUUAAAGAUUCUGCCUCUGAGCCGUUUUAAAAUUAUAUUAUUGCGUGCUCAGCUCACGGUUUUCUCUUUUACUCAAAUUAAUUUAUUCUGUAAUUGCCAUUAUCAGUUGUCAUACCGUCCAAUUUUAUCAAGUGCCUGUUAGUGCCUUUUUUAGUAACCAAACUGUGCUGAAAAGUUAUUUAAAUCUGAUUAUGUUCACACAAAUAAUUUGGUGUAUGUUAUUAGCCAAAUUUAAAACUCAGUUCAGUUACUUUUUAGAGAAUUGUACUUUCGGCCAACUAAAUGCAAUGGAAAUGACAAUCGGAAAGAUACCAAGCUUUUUUUACCUAAACAUAUUUGAUCUAUCGAAAUGAAUUUGGAAGUUAUGAGUAUUAGCAUAAGACUUGCAUUUUAGAAGUACAUUUGUCGGCAACAAUGUCUGAAAUUGUUGGAAGAAUCAUUGAAAAAUUUCCACUUUUAUACAACCUUGCGAUCCAUUGAAUUUUGUGCAGUGAUCUUGUCUCGGUAAAUGGAGAUGAAGGAAGUUCAUUAAAAACUUGAAUAGUCGGUAGCUUGUGAAGGGGGAAAAAGUAUUAUUAUUGAGAUUUUUUUCCUUCUUAUAAGACAUUUCAUAAAUUGAAAAAUCAGAAAUUUUUGUUCUUGAUUGUAAAGAAAAUGGCUUUGUAGCCUGUCAUCUGAAUAUUUGAUUUUAACUCCAGGCAAGAGCUUUCAAAAUUUUGCGAGUUCAUGAUUGUAUUACAUACAUUAUUCGUACCAAUUUAAUUUCUUCAUAUCCACUGACAAAACAGUGUUCAAAACUGUGAAACUAGGAUAUAAAAUAUUUGUCCAUUUCCUAGUGAGACAAAUAUUUGUUUGAAUUUUUAUCCUGAACCUCAGAAGGACCAGCCUCUCAUAAAGAUUAAAAAAUCUGAUUUGAUUCGCUCCAUUACAAGCUUUUGAUAGGUCAAAAGUAAUUAAAAAUUCUGUAACAGAAUUGAGUGUCCACCUAAUGUAAUAAUUUCCUGAUCAAUACAGAUACCAAGUAACCAAAUUUACUAAUUUUUAUGGUAGGAAAAAAAAACAGACAAUCAUUAUGAUUUUACAAAUGCUGAAGAUAUGCCUUGUAUAAAUCUAAUUAUGCUCAUAUCAAGUUACGCUUGGAAAAUGUACCCUCACUUCAACUAUAAGUAAUUGCGCAUUGUCGGGCUGAUAUUACUAUCACAAUAAUUUUCCUAUCAAAUUUUUGUCUGUAUCUUCUCUCAUUCAUAGUAUGUGUGUAGUACCAUGGUAUUACCAGUAUGUCUUUGUUAAUAUCUCUGCCCCAUACUAGGAGACUCAGAACCCCAGUAAUUUUAUGUGUCUUGUUGCGAAUUUUUAAUUUGAACUUGAAAUAUAAUUAAAAGAAUUUUUUCCCAGCAGCAACUGAACUAAAGUAUAAAAAAAGAGAACAAAAACGUAAUUCAGUUUGUAAGGCUGAAAUGAAAACUAUUAAUGACUUAAAGAGGCCAAAAUACUUCCGAGAUCAUAUCAAUCUGCUGAGUUGUGUUGUAUGUGUAGUACAAGAGAGCCUCCCAGAAAGCUCUUUGUCUUCUUGUGCGAACUUGCCUUAAAUUUUGGUAAAGGUAGUGUCGCAAGCCAAGCACACUCGGUUUUACAAAUUAUUUUCAGCCCAGUUGUAACUGAUUCAGUUAAGUCAAAAGUGUCUCCAUGACUGUACAGAAGUUCGUCAACUUUCAAGUGUAAUGAAUACACCUUAAGUAAAUAUCAGCGAAUCCUUGUCACAUUUAUCUCAAAUAUCAUGCAUCCCUCGUGAAGAAAUGAAAAACAGUUGAUGAUACGUGGAAGUUAUCUUAACACUACUCAACAAGUCUCAAAAAAAUAUCCCUCAAAUGAUCGUGUAUUUUUAGUCAUAAGGAAAUGAGGGAAGAAGUAGUUUUGCGUUGUAUAGUAGCAAUCAUACUCUUAAAGGAUUACACAUACACUUCUUUUGCCUCCCCCCCCCCCUCAAUCAAAAGGAUAAAGCAAAUUAGCUAUGCCAACAGAAGCGGAAGUCCCAGAGGGUUUAAGAUGAGCAUUGAUCUUAGGAUUUUUGGGUAGUGCCUUUUUGAUUGGUGAGUCAUAGCAGAUGUUGUCACCUAGAUCAAUUAAAAUUUACCUUUUUGCUAGUAGUGUAUUAGAUUUGGGAGCAUCAAAAUGCCCCCGGAUGCAUAGCAUGAGAAGUGUUAAGAAGCUGAGAAGGAAAAUCGGUAACUUCAGCACCUAUGGAGUAUUCGCUUCUGUUGACUUGUCAGUAUAUUGCACGUUGAAAGCUUUGAAGUUUUAAUGUGAUACUUGUCUGAUCAUCCUGAAUGAAAACUAUUGAUGUAUCAAAAGAGAUUAUAAUUUUGGUAUGUCUAGGUGUACCUCCUAAUUUUAGCAUGAAUUAGCUGGUGCAAGGACAAGUUUGAAGCAAUAAUCAGCUUUGAUUAGCAAAUUCAAAUGUCAACGACGAAAUUCUCAAGAGACAUAUCUCGGUCUGUGACACUGCAGACUUCUUGUCAUACUUUAUUUUUCAAGUGGAAAUCCUCUCAACAAUAAUUCCAAAAAUCUGCCGUGAUUGUUUUCUCUUCGAAAAGAAAGUUCUGUGAACCUUUCAAGGAAUAAUGUUGAUUUUUUUUCCCCUGAAAAAAAAAAAAAAAAUAAAAUAGGAGCAGAGCUGUUUAAACACUGCAAACGAGAUAUGUGACUUGAGAGUUUCACCGUCGAUCUGUACUACUGUAUAAAAACCUGUAGUUCUCUGAUCAUUGAUAAUUUUUUCUCACCGCGGUGCAUGUGAAUACUUUUAAUACUGAUGAUAAAUAAUAAAAGAAGACCUGUUUGUUAAGUUUUUUCUAUUUAUUUUAAAUAUUUACUUGCAUUCGAUUAAAUCAUUUAGUCAAAAAUCAA